This is a messenger RNA of Malus domestica (apple), 450 nucleotides long. Its product is annotated as zinc finger protein ZAT8-like. Lineage: Eukaryota; Viridiplantae; Streptophyta; Magnoliopsida; Rosales; Rosaceae. The record is from RefSeq and is a predicted model, not a curated record.
AUGUUAAACAGUGCCACCAACUCUGAAGACAACACGGCCAACUCUGGAAAAAAAUAUCUCUUCAAGUGCACCCAUUGUGAGAAAGGUUUCUCCUCCGGUCAGGCCUUGGGUGGUCACCAAAACGCCCACAGCUACCAAAAUAAUCAGUUCAUAGGGAGAUUCGCAAAUGCCAUUGGAACCUAUGGAAGUAACCCUUAUGUUACUGUUGCUCUAUCAGAGGUCCAGCCAGCUGCUGCGGCUACCUACCAGUUGUCAGAAGUGGAUAAUCAGCUGAAUGAGGCUGAACAGGGUUUUAUUAACGUUACAAGAGAUUAUCUAGCUGAGUGGGAAAAUAAUGAUACUACUAAUUGUAGUGGUGCAGGUAAGGAAGUGACUUCUGAGCAAAGGGAUGAUGACACUACUACAAAAUUACCUAUAACUGACGGUCCUAAAACCGACAAGAAAACCUAA